Molecule: messenger RNA, 3269 nt
Organism: Myxozyma melibiosi
Lineage: Eukaryota; Fungi; Ascomycota; Lipomycetes; Lipomycetales; Lipomycetaceae
Exons: 4
Coding region: 198-2936 (912 amino acids)
Molecular function (GO): protein binding
Source: RefSeq, a predicted model, not a curated record
CCCAUACUCAUCGUCCCAGCUUUCCGCAGUCCACCCGUCGGACUCGCUCUUUUUCUCUGCCCGCGAAGCUUGCGCUCUGAUUUUUUUGCUGCUUGAGUCGGUGAACUCCUGUUUGCCUGUAGACCUGACGCGCGCCAGCUUGAAUAUCAGCACCUUGCCAAAUCUUCGUGCGACAGCCAGCUUCAUCAUCUCCAACGAUGAGCUCUUUCGUGGACGACCGUUAUACCGGUGGUUUUGCGGCCCCCGGUAGCUUUCAAGACCGCUCGCCUCUCGAUGGCUUCAAGAACCUCUCGCUCUCCGGAAGCCAGUACACUGCUCCAAACCAGCAACCGCUGGCUGAGACUGAAAACAUGUUUCUGUUUGAUUCAGGCCAGCGCUCGGUUUCGCGCUCGCGAGCGCCUGGCGGACUACUUGAUCCCAACUAUCAACCGCAUCGUGACCUCUCGCCUUCUGCAUACUCCACCGAACACACGACCCCGCUCUCUCGACCUUCCACGCCCGGCGGUCCUCGACCUGUCUACAGCUCGUCGCCUAAAUCCCGAAGUCCGGCCAGACCGCAGGCAAGCGAACCAAGCAAUCAGUUUAUUCCCGAGCCAGGUUUCCCUAUGGUGACCACCCAAGGCGUCAACCUGCCACCUUCGUUUCCCAUGGAACUUCGUGAUAUUAAAGCUGAAUGGGCUGCUAUUGCGGCUGGCCAGGCGGAUUAUUCUCGUCAGCUGCAAUGGGCGUUGCGACUCUUUCGCUUGCAUGGCACGUCGUCACAUAUGUUUCCCCCGCAGGAUCGGGAACUGUUAGACCGUGCCUUGCACUUGGUUCAAUCCCUUUCCACUGAUCAAGUGCCUGAGCUGCUCUAUUAUAAGGGAGUCUGGUCAGAGAAAGGUCAGAGAGGGAUGGAAAAGAGUCAGACCAGGGCCUUCGAGUAUUAUCAGCAAGCAGCAGAGGCUGGAUUCUUGCGCGCGUACUACCGCAUGGGAAUGAUGUACGAGAAAAAGAAGAGGAUUGCGGAAGCUGUCAAUUGCUUUCAAAGAGGUGCUGUUGAAUACGACUGUGGCUGCUGCUUUGCUCUUGCGUUGAUCUAUCUGAAUGGUCUUCACCAGCAAGUUCGAGACCCAACAUUAGCGUUCAACUACCUGCGGGCCGCGGCCGAGAAAGCCGAUUUUGAUGUUCCGGUACCUGCGUAUAUCUACGGCUUAGCACUCCUAGACGAAGAUCCCCAGUGGUCGGGCGCAAGUGAUUCCCUGUUCAGCAAUCCCGCUCUGGGGCGUAAAUUCUUAGAACAAGCCGCGCUCCUUUCGGUAUCAGCCUCGCAGGUACGGCUAGGAGUUGCGUGGCAGACUCGCGAACUGGGCUGUGAAUACGAUCCCCCGAUCUCGCUUCACUAUUAUGCGCUCGCAAGCCGGUCUGGAGAUCCCUCUGCAUACAUGGGUUUGAGCUCUUGGUACUUCUCCGGUGACGCUGACUACAAUUUCCCUGUGAACGAGGAGUUGGCGGUCAGCCUUGCCAGCAAAGCAGCCGACAAGGGAAACGUCAAGGCGUAUUUUGCUAUGGGAUACUUUUGCGAAGUAGGUAUCUGCAUGCCGCAGAACUUGGAGGAGGCGAAGCGAUGGUAUAACCUUGGAGCGGCUAAGAACAGCCAGGAUUGUAUCAACCGCCUGAACGAGCUGUCGCUUAAACGACAACUUUCGACGGAAUUCCACGCGAAGAGACUUGAGGAGAAGAGGAAUAUUCAGCGCUCGAUGACUUUGCAGAGGAAAAAGAAGAAUGAGAAUGGGAAGGCUGCACUGCCUUCUAAUACUGCUGCUGCUGCUGUUGUUGCUGCUACUGCUGUAGGAGAGCAGCAGUUUGAAGAGAGAGGGCGGGCUACCUCGAGCAGCAAAGGCGUUUCUCCUGCCGGUCCUAGGAUGCCGGACCAGAACUCGCACCGAGCGUCAUUCAAUGCUGUUCUGUCCCCGCCACCCGAUAGUCCCGUGAAGAUUCGCCAGCAAGAAGAAAACAUGUUUUUCUCCCUGACCGACGCUAGUUCCAGACGGUCGUCUGCUCAAGGCUAUGAUACUCUGGAUCCGAAGAUGGACAUGGCCAGAGACGGAAACUCGUAUCGACGGUCAUCUCAGUCGCCACUACGAAGCGAGUAUCUCGCGCAACCAGUGCCGAAGAACCGAAGCGUGUCAGCGUCGCCAAUGGAGUCAAGCGUGUCUGAGUCCGCGCUGGGCUAUAACAGCCUACCGGUGCGGACAAACGACAACCGCUCCGUGUCUCCUAACUAUCGCCCUCGGUCUAGUAUUCCUACUGAGUGGAGCCAAGGACGUCCGCAGCAGCAAUACACUCCUGUGAAUAGCUACGGUCGAACCUCGCCGCAGCCGAAUACAUCUCCUGCUCCCCGUGCGAGUUUGGCGUCCAGAGUCGCUACGCCCCCACCAUUCCAAAACAUUCCGGCUCUGACUCCCGAUCAAGACAGGAGACGUAGCAGCGCCAAUGUGUCACCGCGUCCAUCGCCCCGGGUGUCGAUGGACCGUCCAAGGUACUCGCCUCCGCGGGUUCCCCAAACUCAGGGUACCUCCUCGACUGGUUAUUUGCAGCAAGGCGAAUCUCAGUACGCAGACUCUCGUCGACGAUCGAGCGGAAACGAGUUCUACGACAUUGGCGCACCCGAGCUCGGCUCUCGACACGAGUCUUUCUCGAGCAUGACCACAUCAACGACCUUGACGAGUGCCUCGACUGUCUCUACUGGCCUGUCGAGCGUCUCGUCUGCUGCCACGUCUGUGAACUCUUCGUCUCUGAAGUCGAUGAUUAUUGACCCCGAUGCGGGUCCCAACAGCGUCGACAAGAUAUUCGCUGGAAAAGGCGCUCAAGCACCCAGGAAGAAGAAAGCGCCGCAGACUUUUGAGGAGAUGGGCAUCCCCAAGCCUUCGAAGGAGAGCGACUGUGUGGUCAUGUAGCCUUUUACCUUUUUUUCCACUAUAUAUUACUAGUUUUAUUGUUUAUUUAACGUGGGGGGAAGAGAAAUCAUGUAUUCUGAGGGGGGCUUAUGUUGUGCAUAUUGUUUAGCAUAUGAUAAAGGGUAAAUUUUUGCAUAUAUUUGUUUAUACUGUUUUAUUCAUUCGUAUCGGCAAGUAGACAUUCUUUUUUCUUAAUCUAUAAUAGAUAAAAUCUACGUUCUGGUCAGGAAAGUGGUGUGAAAGAAGUGUAAAUCUGAUGGGUGGAGCGACGCGUACGGCUGUGUUUUGCGCUUUCCUGAAAGGUAACUAAUUUACGCUGCAGGCUGGUUUAAC